Molecule: messenger RNA, 1080 nt
Organism: Cladophialophora psammophila CBS 110553
Lineage: Eukaryota; Fungi; Ascomycota; Eurotiomycetes; Chaetothyriales; Herpotrichiellaceae
Exons: 6
Coding region: 1-1080 (359 amino acids)
Molecular function (GO): arylformamidase activity
Source: RefSeq, a predicted model, not a curated record
AUGCGGUUCGUCUGCGGAAAUCAGCCAUUAGAGUUUGAUCAUUCGUUGUGGACUUCUAUCCUGGGCCAUUUUACGGGAGGAUCGACUGGCGGCUCGCGAUUAGUCGCCGAUCAGUGUAUCGUUGUUACGCAGAGAAAGGGUGACCCUCCGUUAUCGGCUUGGGGGUUGUAUGGCCAUGAUGACCAGCUGGGGACCUUGAACCUUCUUACCCCGGAGAAUACACUUGCAACGGCAAAGGGCGAGAUUCAGACCGGGAUCCGCGUCGCUCUCGACCCUCCUUUGGAUGCGUUGCUCAUUCCAUCGAUCGGUCGUAGAAAGCUCACCCAAACGAUUGUCCGUGUAGGGGACAACAUACCGGCUCAUGAUGAUGUAUUGGAGUUCAAUACACAGAUUGGCGCACAAUGGGAUGGGCUUCGACACAUGACCUAUCACAAAUCAGGUGUCUUCUACGACAAUACCACCAUCGACCAGAUUUCCUGCGACAAUGCCAAUCCUGACGCCCUAGGGAUUGACGCAUGGGUGAAGCGAGGAUCGAUUGCUGGCCGAGGUGUGCUCCUCGACUACUAUGCCUAUUCUCAACAUGCGAAAAGGGAAUAUGGCCUGAUCAACUGUGCCCAUGCAAUCACUUACCAAGACCUUGUGGAUUGUGCCAAGUACCAAGGUAUAGAAAUCAGGGAGGGAGAUCUUCCCUUUGUACGCUCUGGCUUUUGGGUAGGUUACAGACGCCUAACGGAGGAAGAGAAGACGGGCUGGGGUCUGUGGGCGUGGAAGCGACGAGAGCAAUGGCGAGAUGUUGCGAGAUGGCUACGGGAGAGUGACAUCGCUGCGUGCGCCGGCGAUGCUCCAGCGUGGGAGAAAGUCCCCAGCUGGGAAUGGCCUGCGUCUGCUGGACUCGAGGGUCUCAGUCUUCAUGAAAUCAUGUUGGAUGGCUGGGGGAUGGCUAUAGGCGAGUUGUUUGAUCUGGAAACACUCAGCGAAGUUUGUAAGGGGAACAAACGUGGGUCGUUCUUCGUCGCCAGCCCCCCUUUGAAUGUCCGUGGGGGAGCGAGCAGCCCACCAAACUGUAUCGCUAUCUUCUAA